Messenger RNA from Plectropomus leopardus (leopard coralgrouper), 401 nucleotides. The record is from RefSeq and is a predicted model, not a curated record. Lineage: Eukaryota; Metazoa; Chordata; Actinopteri; Perciformes; Serranidae.
CGGAUGUACUUGUGUAGUACUUCCCCUUCACGUCAAAACAUCUGCAUGGUGGAAACACAGUUAUCCAGACUUUAUUUUGACAGAAAAUCGUCUUUAUAACAGCCAUGCCGGGACCAGACAAAGAGACAGACCUGACGGAGAGAAUCGAAGCGUUUCUGUCCGACCUGAAGCGCGGGGGCAGCGGGACGGGGCCGCUGCGGGGCUCGGCGGAGACAGCCCGGGAGACGACAGCCCUGCUCCGGAGGAUCACAGCCCAGGCCCGGUGGAGCAGCGCAGGUGAUCUGAUGGAAAUAAUCCGUAAAGAGGGGAGGAGAAUGACGGCCGCUCAGCCGUCUGAGGCCACUGUCGGAAACAUGAUCAGACGGGUGCUGAAGAUCAUCAGAGAGGAAUAUGCCAGGUGA